AAGGAUUAUACUCGAUGGUAUAAUCCAGUCAACAUCAGUGAAGGAAUGAAUGUAUUUACCAAGGAUUGGAUUUCAUACUUUACAUAGAAUGGUAAGCGUAAAGUUACUUGAAUUCCUUCGAAAAAUGUUAAGCGAACGAGAAUAUCUAUAUACUAGCCAUGAUCAAGCCUAUAGAAGAGCGUCGGGCACCUUGCCUUGCGUUAAUAUAUAUCUUCUAUUUUAACCAUGCUGGUUCCAUUGGUGUUACUAAAUCAAGGUGCAUCGCGAGCGGUGUUUUCGGGCUUCG
Messenger RNA from Truncatella angustata, 286 nucleotides. RefSeq lists its product as uncharacterized. The record is from RefSeq and is a predicted model, not a curated record. The coding region runs from base 50 to 223 and encodes 57 amino acids. The transcript has a single exon. Lineage: Eukaryota; Fungi; Ascomycota; Sordariomycetes; Amphisphaeriales; Sporocadaceae.